UUUCGUUCCGUGUGAUCACUUCGCAGGCAGUGAGUUGAGACAGUUGACAAACAGCGAGCGAUGGCGUUCAAGUACGUAGUGUUGGCCGUGGCCAUCGUUGGUCUGGCCGGGGCCAAUCCGGCGAGCAAACCCGCCUUCUGGAAGGGCACCCCGAUGGACGGGAUGGUCGAGGAGAUGCGCUCGAUGUGCAGCUCGGACGACGACUCGGGUGCUUGUCUCAAGUACAAGAUCAUGAACUUCCUGGAUACCGUGUUCAAGAAGGAUAACUUCCAGCUCACUGAUGACAUCGAGGUGCACGGCAACGGAUUCAGCGGAAAUGGAGCGCGCAGCAUCGGCGGUGGAGCCCUGGACACCGUCGAGCAGUACCUGAAGAGUCACGAUGUCACCUUCAAGCUUCCGGUAGCGGACGCCAAGGUUACCGUUUCGCCCCGCAACAUCGACGACGAGGAGCUCACCCUGACCGUCCGAUUCCCGAAGGCCGCCAACGGAGCUCGCAGCGCCGUCGAAGCCCGCAAGUCCAAGCUGAAGAAGAUCGUCAUCCCGAUCAUGGUGUUCAUCCUGCUGAAGGCCAUGACCCUGAUCCCGAUGGCGCUCGGAAUUCUCGGACUGAAGGCCUGGAACUCGCUGCAGCUGUCGUUCUUCUCGUUCAUCGUGUCUGUCGGUCUGGCCAUCUUCCAGCUGUGCAAGAAGAUCGCCGCCGAUAACCACCACCCACACAUUGCCGCCCACGGACCGUGGGACACCCGUCGGUCGCUCGGAGAGGAGCAGACCCCGGAGUACGUCGGACAGGAUCUGGCUUACAAUGCGUACGCCUAAGAGAAAGACCUAAGGCCGGGUGCAGCGGUAAACCAAAAAGACACUAGAAAGCGCGCGCGGACCGUUGAAUCUGUGCGUGCGUGCGUGCGUGCGUGCGUGAUUGAGAAACUAAUUUAUUUAUUUAUUUUGUCAAAUGUUUCUGCUUUUGUCGCGCAAAUGAAAUCAAAUGCUGAUCAAAUGUCGAAUGCGAAACACAUAAUGUGCAAUAAAAUCGAACGAAAUGUGAAA
Molecule: messenger RNA, 1044 nt
Organism: Culex quinquefasciatus (southern house mosquito)
Lineage: Eukaryota; Metazoa; Arthropoda; Insecta; Diptera; Culicidae
Gene: Osi19
Exons: 3
Coding region: 61-816 (251 amino acids)
Source: RefSeq, a predicted model, not a curated record